GAUAGUUAUCAUACACGCACCAAACAUGGGUCGAAUACAGACAUUUUGGACCAAAAACCGUACGUUGGUAUAUACAGGCAGCGGAAUAAUUCUAGGAUAUUCGUUUGCGAUCGGAAUGAGCUAUCUUCUAUUUUCUAUAGGGCAAGAAAAAGGAAAAGGGCAUAUACAGUCUUUUGAAAUAACUCAACUUAUAAAAGAUUCAAAAGACGAGAUAUUAAAUGUUAUAAGGGACUCGAGGAACUCAACAAGCAAUGAAAAGACUAACGCUGUGAUAAAGCAAGUAACAAUCGCUUUCUAUGCAAUCUCAACCAGAUCUAUCGACCUCGCGCAUAGCCAGACAAUAGUUUUUGAUCAUGUAUACACUAACAUUGGUAAAGGUUAUAAUCCGAAAACAGGAAAAUUCAUUGUGCCUUUUGAUGGAUUGUAUCGUUUCGGAAGUACAGGGAUGUCACAAAGUCAUGAUAUAGUUCAUUUGCAAAUGAACAAAAACGGUAUUGAAGUCGCCCGUAGCACUGCACAACAAAAUUAUAACACUGCUGACAUGGAAGCCAUUUUAGAACUUAAGAAGGGCGAUAUCAUUGAUGUCACACGUAGAACAAACAACAAUAAACAGACAGAACGACUCCAUGGUAACAGAAUGGCGUCAUUUACAGGGUUCCUAAUAACAACAAUGUAGAUUAUGCCAAACGAACAAAAUAUAUUAGAAACAAACAUUAUAGGAUUAUGACUUAUGUAUAGAACAGAGACUUUAUCUGAAAACUUACGUCUCUCAAUGGAUUGUAAAUUUGCAGUGUCUCUGGUCAGUCACUAAGAAUUUGACAAUGUCUGUCUUUCGUCUUUUAAAAUAAUGUGUUAUAAUUCAUAUUGAAUAUCACCACAGGUUUAUAUUCCUUCUGAAUGUAUUUUGUACUACGUUUAUAUAUUGGACUCUUUUUAAUUAGUAUAACUCGCCGAAGAUACCAGGCUUAUGAUUUUCUACGCCAGGCGCGAGUUUCGUCUACAAAAGACUCAUCAGUGACGCUUGAAUCAAAAAACUUAAAAGGCCAAUAAAGAACGAAGUAAGAGCACAGCUAAGGUAAUGUAUUCCUGGGGUAAACAAUCCAUAGUAUUUCGAACAAAUACAUUUUUGAA
Messenger RNA from Mytilus californianus (California mussel), 1131 nucleotides. RefSeq names its product complement C1q subcomponent subunit B-like. Lineage: Eukaryota; Metazoa; Mollusca; Bivalvia; Mytilida; Mytilidae. The coding region runs from base 26 to 676 and encodes 216 amino acids. Gene Ontology annotation, molecular function: protein binding. The record is from RefSeq and is a predicted model, not a curated record. The transcript is spliced from 3 exons.